GUUUACAAAAACAGCAUAGAUGCGUUUGUCAAGAUCUUGAAAAAUGAGGGCAUCAAGGGACUUCAAAAGGGAUUAACCCCUGCUAUUCUUCGUGAGGGGUCAAAAAAUCUGUUCAGAUUAGGAAUGUACGAUCCAAUCAUGCAUGCCAUGCACGAUCCCUCUUCUGGUCGCGCACCAGCAUGGAAACGUAUGGUUGCUGGAUCAAUAUGCGGCGUAAUGGGUGCAGCUUCAUGCAAUCCUUUUGAAUUGGUAAAAACAAGACUACAAUCUGCUUCUUCUCAGUCUCUGGCUAUAGGCCACCAACAUGGAUACACAGGUGUAUGGCACGCUCUCAAAUCCAUAUACAAUAAAGAAGGUGUCAGUGGAUUGUAUCGUGGGUCGCUUCUCAGUAUGAUGCGAUCCAUAGUUGGCAGUGGAACUAACCUAGCGUGGUACUCGAUGAUGAACGAAUAUCUGAUUGUCGAAAUGAAAUGGAACGAUAAUGCAUUAUUGGAUAUGGUCUGCGGGCUUUCUUCUGGCAUUGUGUCAUGUGCGUUUAUGAACCCUAUCGAUGUGGUGCGCACACGGUUUUACAAUCAAUCGUAUGUUAAUGGCAAAGGAGAGCUUUACUCUAACGGAAUUGAUGCCAUCAGAAAGAUUGCUCGGCACGAGGGACUUGGUGCAUUCUACAAGGGAUUCUUGACUCACUUUUUAAGAAUCGGACCGCAUUUCUGCCGUUGA
Messenger RNA from Batrachochytrium dendrobatidis JAM81, 720 nucleotides. RefSeq lists its product as uncharacterized. The transcript is spliced from 4 exons. The record is from RefSeq and is a predicted model, not a curated record. The annotation marks the transcript as partial. Lineage: Eukaryota; Fungi; Chytridiomycota; Chytridiomycetes; Rhizophydiales.